Molecule: messenger RNA, 1533 nt
Organism: Phaeodactylum tricornutum CCAP 1055/1
Lineage: Eukaryota; Bacillariophyta; Bacillariophyceae; Surirellales; Neidiaceae
Exons: 3
Biological process (GO): maturation of SSU-rRNA from tricistronic rRNA transcript (SSU-rRNA, 5.8S rRNA, LSU-rRNA)
Cellular component (GO): intracellular anatomical structure; nucleolus
Molecular function (GO): ATP binding; RNA binding
Source: RefSeq, a predicted model, not a curated record
AAUCGCCCCCAACAUAUCAAAGCUACUCGCUAUAACCUGCCUGUUGCCGAAAUGGAGUAUGAUGUAGUGGACGCUAUUCGUACUAAUGACGUGACAAUUAUUUGCGGAGAAACUGGGUCAGGGAAAUCAACGCAGGUUCCACAAAUUCUCUAUGAAGCGGGGUUCACGACCGCCGUUAGUGAUGCGUCGGAGAAAAACAACUUUAUAAUUGGUGUCACGCAACCUCGACGAGUUGCCGCCGUUUCUACUGCCAAACGAGUUGGCUAUGAGAUGGGCGUAGGCAACGGACAGACAAUUACAAAUGGAAGGAAGGGCGAAGGAAACCUAGUAGCCUAUCAAACUCGAUACGAAGUAGCAGGGCUUGGACCCGCGACUCAUGUAAAAUUUAUGACAGAUGGCAUCCUUCUCCAGGAGAUUCAAUCUGAUUUGCUCUUAAGAAAAUACUCUGUUGUCAUCCUUGACGAAGCACACGAGCGCAAUCUCAAUACGGACGUCCUCAUCGGACUGCUCAGCGUAGCUAUGCCGCUCCGCCACCAAGCAGCUCAAGAGGCUGGAUCGGGGAUUGUGCCUCUGAAGCUAGUUAUCAUGAGCGCAACACUUAGAGUCGAAGACUUUGUUGACAAUGUCAAACUCUUUGGUUCCAACAUUCCAGCAGUGGUUAAAGUACCUGGUAGGACUUAUCCCGUCACUGUCCAUCAUAGUAAAGUCACUGAAAUAGACAAGUACGAGGAAGCGGCAUUUCGCAUGAUCAGCAAGAUUCAUAAAAAGCUUCCACAAGGUGGUAUCCUAGUUUUCUUGACUGGUAAACAAGAAAUUGUUCGGAUGGUCAAAAGGCUUCGACUUGAAUACAUUGUUGUAUCGUUGUUUUAUUCUUUAACACUUUCCUCACAAGCUCGUCCUUCCUAUAGUUCUUUGUUACCAGCUGAGGAACAGGCCAAAAUCUUUGCAACUGUACCUGAAGGGUAUCGGCUCAUUGUAGUUGCUACCAAUGUCGCCGAAACUAGUAUUACAAUUCCUGGAAUCUCCUACGUGGUCGACACUGGUCGACAAAAAUGCCGGAAUUACAAUACUUCAACAGGCGUAACCUCCUUUGACAUCAUGUGGAUAAGUAAAGCCGCGGCGGACCAAAGAGCGGGGCGUGCAGGUCGAACUGGACCUGGGCACUGCUACCGAUUGUACUCGAGUAGUAUGUAUGCUAGACAGAUGGAUGCCUAUGCACUCCCAGAGGUGUUGACGCGUCCGUUGGAAGAUGUCGUGUUGGCUAUGAAGGGAAUGAAUGUAUCCAAUGUUGGGGACUUUCCGUUUCCAACCCCGCCAGACCGGAAACAGCUUGAUGCCGCGGUGCGACUGUUGGCCGAUAUUGGAUGUGUCGAUUUGUCGGAAAUCGAAGAGAAAGGUGGCGACGGACAAGCGACUCGGCUUGGGGUGGCUGUCGCAAACCUGCCCUUGGGAGUGCGUUUCGGCAAGAUGCUGCUGGUAGCUGCUCAGGCCGGAGUUCUUGAUCAUGCAAUCGCGAUGAUUGCUGCGCUCACA